This is a messenger RNA of Phytomonas sp. Hart1, 2121 nucleotides long. The record is from the annotation of a GenBank genome assembly. NCBI's taxonomy places the organism in Eukaryota, Euglenozoa, Kinetoplastea, Trypanosomatida, Trypanosomatidae.
AUGCUUUCUCGAUUGCACUCGCAUCCUUUUCCAGCAUUUCUUUGCAGCCACCGCUUACACAGCACAGGAGCCGUAGGUGGGUUCAACCCACCCUUCGACAGCAAUGGGAAAAAAACUGAAAUGAUAUUGGAAGUGGAAAAAAACUAUGAUGGACCAGUUCGUUUUGGACAUGGUAUUGAUAAUAGACCAGGUUUGUACGGCACGAAACCUGCUCGCGCCUAUUUCGAAAAAUAUCCUAACCGGUGUGAUGAAUUGUCCACUGAGCAAGCUGAAUCUUCAAAUGUCCUGAAAGAUCGAUCUGAUAAUAUAAAAGUUUCCGAGUUUGAGACCUCAUUGGGAAAUUUUGAGAAUGCACCUUAUUUUUCGGGAGGUCCUGGGGCUAUGAGGUACAAUAAAUACAAGCGUGAAUCAGGAAAUAAGGAGUCAGUAGAUAGCAACGACAUCGUAUUCAUGCCACCUUUUCAUGAACACCAUCCACAUUUUAACUACGCGUCCAUAACUGGAAAGCCAGAAGGUAAUUCUAUGCUGCAGGCUAAUACUAUCUUAAAUUGGGAAUUAAAAGCUGCUGUAAAAUCAUUAUAUCGAUCAAUUUUGAAGGCGAUACCGAUCGUGAAGCAUUACUACUGGUUACUUAUCCCUCUUCCACAAAUGAAAGGAAAGAUACGUGAGCGUUUUUUACAGAAUCAACAUGCACGUGAUCCUGAUGCUAUUCGUCAUCUUAUUCACAACGGGUGGCUAGAGUUUCAAGAAUGUGUCAUGUUUCGCCGCACUCGUGCUACUGUUGAAAAAUUUUUCGAGUACGAAAGCAUGGAUGAGCUUAUGAAACAAUACGCGAAAGAGGAGAGUCAAAUGAAUAACGAAAGGGAUUUUUGGAAUGGUGAGGAACAAAGACGUGAGGGUCCUUAUAAUGGUCAUUGGUCUUGGCUUGGGCAGGAAUGCGAGAAGGAGUUUAAAAAAAUUGCUGAUCGUAUUCCUAUUUCAUGGACCACUUCAAAAGGGUAUUUUGAAAAAGGGCAGGCAGAUGGGACCAAUUAUUGGGAGAAAAAUUUAGAUUAUGAGGGUUGGUACAUAAAAAAUGUGGAUCCUGAUCGCGAAAAUGCCCGACGAGAAUUUCAGGGAUGGGUAGAAAGUGGAUAUAACCAGCCGAAACAUUAUGCUAGUAAAAAUAGACGGGGCUAUCGCCGUUUGGUUAAGGAUAUUGAGAUUAUUAUGGAAACAUCUAUGGAGGACUUGUACACUCACAAUCGUGAGAAUCUUUUUCAAUAUCUAAUUCGUGAGACACACCCAGAAUCUAAUCGCAUUAACGCAGAGAGAAUCCUAGCCCAACAAGAUGACGAUUUUUAUUCUACUCGUUUUGAAGAAUAUGAAAUAUAUAUGAAGCAAGCAAUGCGUGAAAUGCCAAACCCUCGUCUAUGGAAGACUGAUGCGUUUUAUUUCCGACUUCGAUAUCUACUUGCACCACUAGAGUAUAAUUGGGCAAGGGUACCAAUUGGAAUACCUCAGGAAAAAGCAUUUAACGAGUGGAUUUCAGACACUGUGAACUACGCAAUUUAUACUAGUGACAUUUUCGAGAAAGUAAAAUUGGAUAAAUCUAAGAAUCCAAUGGCAAAAACAUGGGCAGAUUUUUACAGUGAAUUUGAUCCUGACGUCCCUGAAACACGCAAUCUUCCAUGGUAUCAUAAAGACUUCAAUUAUGAUCGUCGCCACAAGUGGGACGAACGCUGUAUGCGAAUGAAGCGUUGGGUUCAGAGUGGUACCAUCGAUGGAAAAAAUUCAUUUUUUAAUAGUAUAAUUCUUGAGUGGGAGCAGUACGUGAAUCGACCAGAGCGUUUUCGGGCCGCUGAUAGUGCUGAGCGACGUUAUUCUUCUCCAAGAAUGGUUCAACUUUAUCGAUCUCUUAACCGACUUAUGGAUGUUGCCCUUGCCAAUCAAUUGAGAUAUGAGUUAGUUAAGUCAAAUCCGGACUUGAAUUCAAAGAAUUUUGUUGAGGAUAUACAGAGACUUCUUGCUAAUAUAGAUCUUACUAGUUUUCUUUUCGAUGUACCUGUUCUUAUUUACCCAGACGGUGUAGAUCAGCCUACAUUGGGUUUUGAUGGAAAAGUGUUAUUAGCAUCAGUUUGA